Molecule: messenger RNA, 747 nt
Organism: Aspergillus caelatus
Lineage: Eukaryota; Fungi; Ascomycota; Eurotiomycetes; Eurotiales; Aspergillaceae
Product: alpha/beta hydrolase
Exons: 2
Coding region: 1-747 (248 amino acids)
Source: RefSeq, a predicted model, not a curated record
AUGUCAAAACCAACGCUCAUCUUCGCCCCAGGAGCCUGGUAUCCAUCUUCAGCCUUCGACCCACUCAUCGCGAAAUUGGCCCCACACGGCUACACUUGCCAAACAGUCUCUUUUCCCUCAAUCCAACAAGCAACAGAAGUCAAAGACCUAACGGCCGAUAUCAUCGCCGUACGCGCACUAGUCGAACCAGCCGUGAACGCCGGUGAAGAUGUGAUCAUCAUCUCGCACAGCUGGUCAGGCCUACCCGUAAACAGCGCGCUUGAGGGACUAAACCGAGCAGAGAGGCAAAAGGAGGGCAGAGAGGGAGGCGUGACGAAGCUGAUUUUCAUCUCAGCCUUCUUGCCGGAGAUCGGUGAGAGCUUAAUUGGGGCUUUUGGGGGUGUGCCGCCGGAGUGGUAUGUUAUGAAUGUUGAGAAUGGUACCGUGACGGCAAAUGAUCCAUUCACACUCUUCUUUCAUGAUGUCCCAGAUGGACAGGACUGGGCGACAACACUGCGCCCGCAUGCGUGGGCCACGAAGAACUCGCCCGCGACUGGGACUGCUUAUGUGGAUAUUCCUUCCGCAUAUCUUCUGUGUGAAGAUGAUCGGGCGAUUCCGUUGUUUGUGCAGGAAUUGAUGGUUGAGAAGGCAAGAGGGAAGGGAGCCAGCUUUGAGACGGAGAAGAUUGCGACAGCUCAUACUCCUUGGUUGGUUUUUCCUGAUCGAGUUGCUGAGUAUAUUAGGAGGCAUGCUGGGGAGGACGUGUAG